AGCCAAAAACACAAAGCGCCUCCAGAACUGACUGUGGUGGAACAASGGGUUUACCGUUACCGUCUGCCAUGUGCUAUUCAGUCGUACCUCAAUCCAUCUGACUGUGCGGGACCACAUUUAUAGCUUGCAAACUUUCACGAGUAUGGUGCCUGCUCUUCACUCGUGCCGCAGCUGCCUUGACUGUGUGCUUCUUGUCUUGUUUCUAUUUUCGUUCUGUUUUGGGGGGGGGUGGUGAAGGGGAGGGUCAUUAAGUGCGCGUAAGAGUAAUGUUGGUCAUUGAUUUCCUCAUAUACCAUCAACAGGUUCCACUGUAGAUUAGUUCUUUUUCACUCACACGUUGCAUUCGCCAAAAAAGAGUCAAUACCAGAAAGAAAGAAAGAAAAAAAACUGUAUAUCUACUCCCUUCUACCAUGCAUGAUGUACCGCACGACACACGCGGCAGUCGCAGACCUCCGUUCCCUCUCAGGCUUCUCAAUCMAGAUUGUAUCAUGSGAAGAAAGACUACUCUCAAUCAUUGUACCAUUUGCAUUUAGUUACGAUUCCAACAGGACACGGGAGCACGACGGGACUAGCUCGUCGAAAACGAUGAGAAGCACCGAUUCCUCGUAUGCAACGGAGUGAUACGGUAGUUCUUCACGACGUCAUUAUGUCUGUCCAGAUGUGGNAGAACGAAAACCCGCCGCCUCAGAUGUAUCUGGACAGCGGUGCAGAUAAGUUCGGUCACAGGAGCAACCAGCAAGACUUUGAAGUUUCUGCCUUCUUCCACAUCCUCGUUCAGGUAGCCACGGUGACCGAUCUUGUCUGCGAGAAGCGGAAGAAGAAGUUCGAGGCAAGAAUAGCCUCAUGAAGAAGCCGGCCGUCGUUUGUUUGCUGGCCAUCACCCUCCUGCUGGUGGUGGCCGUGCUGCUCGUUCAGGGGAGGGACGAUCCCGAGGGCAUCCGCGAAGGAGA
Molecule: messenger RNA, 950 nt
Organism: Chara braunii
Lineage: Eukaryota; Viridiplantae; Streptophyta; Charophyceae; Charales; Characeae
Source: the annotation of a GenBank genome assembly